CUAGAAGUAUAGUAUAGUAUAAUUCAACUUUAUUUUCAGACACUUGAGUCCAUAUUUAAAAAAAAAGAGUAUAGUAACAGUAUGUAAACGUACACAAUGCAGUGUAUACAUCCAGAGUUUCUGUGGUGGGUUGAGUUUGAGUGAGAAAACAGUUCAUUAACUGCAGGAGGUCGGACUUUCUCACCAGCACUUAAACAUAUCACGAUAUAGAUAUGAGUGAAAAUACUAGGAAAUGUUACUGCUUUCUGAUCCGACGGCUGUGUGUCUCAUUUCAGACUUAUGAAGACUUAAAUAAAGAAAGUAAAGCCGUCAUGGAAACCUGUAGCACACUCAGCCCAGUGGGUGGCAGACAUCUUUUCUUUUUUAUCCCCAUACGUCUUUCCACAUCCUGUUCAGCCUCCCGUCGCUGUUUACCUGUAGAUGUAGUCACUUUUUUAUCGCUCAUAACUUUGUUUUUUUUUACUUGAAGAUUGUUACUUUUUGGUCGGUUAGCUACUUUCAGUAUGUUUGACCCUUCGACUCAAAGAGCUCUCGGCGGGCUGUGUGUUCUUAGCGCCUUGUUGCUGUCUGUGUCGGGGGAGAAAAUGUUCGAGAGUCGCUCCGGCAUGAUCCAGGACCUCCGGGCGGCCCUGGCUGAGCUGGCCGGGGAGGGAAGGACUCACCUGGGCAGGCUGGCCGGGGAACAGACGGUGCUUUCGGUACAGAAGGCUUUCUCUCAGGUCCUAGGUGCCGUGGCAGGAAGUUUCUCCGCGGGCCUGAAUGUGCUUUUACAGUACAUCUCACACUUCCUGGAGGCUGCUGGUUUCCAAGGUGGUUUCCCCAUCAGCAAAGUGACCCCAGAGGGGCUGAUCUUUGUGACCCAGUGGGUCCUCGCGGCUCUCAUUGGCUACUGGCUGAUCUCCCUGGUCUUCAGAUUGGUUGCCUCCACUCUGAGGCGGGCUCUGUGGCUGCUUAAAGUGGGCCUGGCUCUGGUCGGUUUUGGACUCAUCCUGAGCGACCGCAGCGUGGGCAACGACACCAUGGCCAUCCGAUUGGCCGUGCUUGUGUGCGUCUGCGUGCUACUGGGUGUCGGGACUUUGAGGAACUCCAACGCGGCUGAUAAAAUGGUUCAGCUGGAGGAGCAGGUGGCGAUGCUGGAGAGACGGCUGAGAGAGAUGGAGAGGCGGAGGAGGACGGAGGAGUGACGGAGGAGGGAUGGAGGGAAGUCAAAUGUCCGUCUGUUGUCUCCGCUGUCUUCCUUCCUGAUGCCACCAGCACCGCUGACCUUUAAGGGCUUCUGGAACUUCAAUUCAGAAACAUUUCUACAAUUUGGAUGUUUUCUAUAACGUGUUUGAAAAGUAAUCUAUUACUUAUGAUUUGUUACUAUCAGAUAUGAAUACUUAAGUCAUUCCUAGAAACAGUGAUUUGAGUUUCUUCCUUUUUAAAAAGGCAACUUGUUCCGAAGAAUGUGACAAAGUGUGAAGGAAAAAGCUUUUACGUCCAAUGUUCUGACCGUCUUCACGUUGCAUUAAAGAAACAUUUUGGGAAAUAUUUGUCUUUGCUUUAUUUUUGAAAGUUGGAUGAGAAGGUUGAUGCUGUCGCAUGAACAUGAUAUCAAUCUUCUCCUCUCACUCUCGGAAAGAAAGCCAAUAGGCGUGUUUUUCAAAGUUGUUUCAAAAUGUCCUAACAACUCUUUAUUAACUUAU
Molecule: messenger RNA, 1685 nt
Organism: Anarrhichthys ocellatus (wolf-eel)
Lineage: Eukaryota; Metazoa; Chordata; Actinopteri; Perciformes; Anarhichadidae
Gene: tmem109
Product: transmembrane protein 109
Exons: 3
Coding region: 504-1184 (226 amino acids)
Biological process (GO): intrinsic apoptotic signaling pathway in response to DNA damage by p53 class mediator; cellular response to gamma radiation
Source: RefSeq, a predicted model, not a curated record